AUACACGCGCUGCUCUGAUCUGCAAUUUACACUCGUAGAUUGUACUUUCGACGUAGUAGCACUGUAAAAUAUUUUGUUGAUUGCAACUUUCAAUAAAAAUACACAAAGUAGUGAAAUGAGGAAGAAACAUAUUGAUGAUGUCCAACCACAGACGGUGGAUGAACAUUACAAAUUAAUCCUAGAAGAUAAGAAUGUAAUUGAUACAGAAGCAACCGAUGUAACAUCCAAUGAUCUUCCAGAAUGGUACAAUAAACAUUUAUAUAAAGAAGCUCAAAAAUUUUAUGAGAGAAACUUAAUGUCGAUAAUAGCAGCGAGCACGGUAGGACUUGUUAUAGUAUUUGCAGUGGAAACAAUACUGAAGGUGCUCUUGUAUACAAAAAAAAGCAGUUCAACUUGUUCAGCUUUUAAAAGAUACAUCGAAACUAUAUUACAUACACAUAACAUAUAUACAUGUGAUCCAAAUGAUACAGAUUCCAAAUGGUACAAAUCGAUAAAUGCAAUUCGUUGGCAUCACGUAAUGGCAACCAGGAUGACAAAAAAGGCUGGAGUUGGAGAGAUACAACAAAGAGAUAUGGUCCUUACACAGUUCGGUUUUUUGGGAUACACCUUCACUGCAUCUAAGUAUUUUGGACUAAACAAUACACUGGAAGAAAACGAAGCAUUUAAUCAUUUUUGGCGUGUAAAUGGUUAUAUGUUAGGAAUCACUGACAAUUUGAAUAUAUGUCGCAAAAACGCAAAAGAAACUACCGAAUUAUGUUAUAAGUUCAAAGAUUUGUAUGGAACUUAUUUGAGUAAUGGUUCACCUGAAUUUCAUGAAAUAGCGGUAACUACAUUAAAUGCGAUAUGGUACGUUGAUGUAACCGCGGAUAUAGAUUCUUUCAUGGCAUUUGCCUAUAAAUUACAUGGGCUCCCAGAUAAAAAGCUUGGUUGGCGUAGUUGGUUAAUUAUGAAAUAUCGUGAAUGGUUAUUUUAUCUGUGUCUUGUGCCUUACAUCAGAGUAAUAGUAAGAGCAUAUAGUAACUUAUUUGUGCGGAUUGUACUUUGGAAUGCACGUUACUUUCCUAUACUUGCGUGGAUAAAUCAUGGAAAAGAUAACGUUCGACUCAAUUUAUAUCCUAAACAUUAACAACUUCGAUCUUACUAAUAAUUUAUCACAUUAAUAUAAAUCAAGCAAAUUACUUUUUAAAAUAUUUAACACGUUAUUACAUAUUAUACAUAGUAUAGUAUAAGAAUAUAAGGUAUGUCAUUCUUGAAGAUGCGCAGUCACCUCGAAUAUGGCGGCUGCUAUUUUGAAAUCGUGAACGUCUCAAAUUGUAAAUAGGAAUAUGAUUGGUACCAUUUUCCUAAUUUCACUAAUUUUAGAAUAAGCACUUGAUUGUUUGUUCUAUUUACUCUAUUAUCAUUAUGCGCAAUGAAAUACCUUAUAUCAUGUAAUUACAUUGUAUUUUAAUCAUUUAACUGCACUCAAAAAAUGUGGUUCGAAAUGCAACUAUAUAGUACUCAACAGUAACUAGUGCUAAUAGCGACUCUUCGCCAGUACUUACUCUUUAGAGAAUAUGUACAACUUGUUGAAAUGUUGAAUAUUGGUUU
This is a messenger RNA of Cyphomyrmex costatus, 1590 nucleotides long. RefSeq lists its product as uncharacterized. The transcript has 8 exons. The record is from RefSeq and is a predicted model, not a curated record. NCBI's taxonomy places the organism in Eukaryota, Metazoa, Arthropoda, Insecta, Hymenoptera, Formicidae. Bases 116 to 1126 code for a protein of 336 amino acids.